Molecule: messenger RNA, 2028 nt
Organism: Prunus armeniaca (apricot)
Lineage: Eukaryota; Viridiplantae; Streptophyta; Magnoliopsida; Rosales; Rosaceae
Source: the annotation of a GenBank genome assembly
AUGGAGCUACCUAUACCCAAGGAGGUCACGAAGAUAUGGGAGGAAUGGAAUCUGAGGGGUUGUAUUCUCUUGAGCCUUGCACUUCAAAUUUUCUUAUUUUUAUGUGCACCACUCAGGCAAAAAUGCAGAAGAAAAUUGAUUGUAGUGUUGAUCUGGUCGGCAUACUUGCUCUCCGACUGGGUUGCUGUUGUUGCAAUUGGGGUAAUCACCAAAAGCCAGGGUGACCGUUGUGACUCUGGAAAGAAUAAAGACCUUUUAGCAUUCUGGGCUUCAUUUCUUUUAGUGCAUCUUGGUGGCCCUGAUACUAUUACUUCUUUUGCUCUAGAGGACAAUGAGUUCUGGCUCAGGCAUUUGAUUCAACUCAUUCUACAAGUCCUCGCAGCUGCUUACAGCUUCUAUAUGACACUUUUUGAAAACAAGCUUUGGUUCCCAACAGUCCUAGUGUUUGUUGUGGGAACUAUCAAGUUUGGGGAGAGAACAUGUGCUCUGUAUCUUGCUAGCUUGGACCAUUUUGGAGAGACUGUAUUGCCAGAGCCAGAGCCUGGGCCUGACUAUGAAGAGGCUGUGGAAAUAUACUCUACAAUGAGGUCAGUCGAAGUUCCAACACAAGUAGAGCUGCCAGUAAGGCCAAUGCACAUUGGGAAUUAUAAGAACCCCAAAUUUACAGUUGAUGGUGUUCCUGAAGAAUCUCUAGAUGACGUGCAGUUACUGCAGGAAGCAUAUCGCUUCUUUGAAAGUUUCAAAGGGCUCAUUGUUGGUUUCCUUCUGAGCUCCAAAGUUCGAGAACGCAGUCGAGAUUUUUUUCUCAAAAGAACCCAUGUUAGUGCUUUUCAAUUGAUAGAGUACGAGCUCAGCUUCAUGUAUGAGGUUCUCCAUACCAAGGUGGUUGUGGCUCGUCACAAAGUUGGGUACAUUCUCCGCUUAAUUACCUUCUGUUCAACCAUUGGUGCCUUGAUGUUAUUUGCUUUAGUUGAAAAACAUAAGUUUGAUAAGUUUGACAUUGCUCUUACCUAUGCUUUGCUUAAUGGGGCCAUAAUCCUGGACACCUUGUCAGUGUUGAAGCUCAUUUGUUCAGACUGGACAGUCAUUGCCUUCAACAACAUCUGGAACAGAUCUUAUAUUGGUGAAUUGAUAUUGAAAAGAGGAAGGUGGUCUGGAUUGGUGUCCAAGUAUAAUAUGAUAAGCAAUUGCCUGGAUGAGCAUCCAGAAUGGGUGUACACUUUUGCUGAAAAUCUGGGCGUUAGAGGAAUUCUAGAUAAAAUAAAAGUCUGUUUUUUUUCAACCUCAGAGGCAGUCACUGAAGAUGUCAAGAAAUUUUUGUUCAAGCAGCUGAGGAUAAAAUCUUUGGAAGCAAACAACAGAAGAGCUGCCAUGGAGGCAUCUUCACAAAGAGGUGACUGGGCUCUCCUGCAGACUUCUAACUAUCUGGAACUCAAAUGGAGUGUAGGGGAAUAUCAAUAUGCAGAAAGUGUUCUUCUGUGGCACAUAGCAACGGAACUCUACUUUGCGAAAACGGAGCACAACGCUGAAAACGAAAGAAGAAAAAUUUGCAAACUACUUUCAGAUUAUAUGUUUUAUCUUCUGGUGAUGCAGCAUAAUAUGAUGGCCGCAUUUUUGGGGAAUUGGCAUAUAGUCUUCCAGGACACACGUGCAGAGGCCAAGAGGUUCUUUUUCAAGCACUCAAUACCUGAUCAUCGGGAAGCUUGUCAAAAGAUUAAUGCUGUGGAAGCCAAAUUCAGAUCAGCCGCUGUAAAGGGUAAAAGCAAAUCUGUGUUGUUCGAUGCAUGUUUCCUAGUAAAACAGCUUGAAAAGGUCGAGGCAGACCCAUGGAAGCUAAUGAGCCGAGUGUGGGUGGAAUUAUUGUCCUAUGCUUCCAUUAAAUGUAGACCAAUUGUGCAUGCUCAGCAACCAAGUAGGGGUGGAGAACUUCUGACUUUCACUUGGCUACUGAUGAAUCAUCUGGGCUUGGGAACACAAUUCUAUGAGCUGGAAAACCAAGCUGGAACCAAAAUGGUGGCAGUUAAGUAA